GGGCGCCUGACCGGCCGGGAGGGGUCACGUGAGAGACGAGAGUCGUCAAGAGUCACGUGACGCAGGGACCGGAAAACGAUUCGGACGCAAUCUAAGUGGACUGGCAAUUCAUAAUUUUUUGAGUAUCAUGGCAGAUGAUUUGAAAAGAUUCCUGUAUAAAAAACUACCAAGUGUUGAAGGACUUCAUGCUAUUGUAGUGUCAGACAGAGAUGGUGUACCAGUAAUUAAGGUUGCCAAUGACAAUGCCCCUGAGCAUGCUCUUCGACCCGGUUUCUUGUCAACAUUUGCACUUGCGACAGAUCAGGGCAGCAAACUUGGGCUUUCCAAAAACAAAAGCAUAAUCUGUUACUAUAAUACUUACCAGGUCAUUCAGUUCAAUAAACUUCCUUUGGUAGUGAGUUUUAUUGCCAGCAGCAACGCCAAUACAGGACUGAUUGUAAGCCUGGAAAAAGAACUGGCUCCUUUGUUUGAAGAGCUGUGGCAAGUGGUGGAAGUCUCUUAACUCAAUAUUUAUAUCCAAAGCACAGAAAGUCUUUAAUAUGAAACUGGGAAAGAUUCAGUCAUUUUCACACUGUAUAAUGAAUGUCUUGGGGAAAAUGUCACUUUCUCUUAUUAUAUGUUAAAAACUGUACUUGACUGAAAUAUAAGGUAAAAUUGAGAUAAAUGGGCUGUAGCUUUCCCUAUAUAUCUUAGGUUGCUGGUUGUAUUAGUGAGUAUAACAACUCCCAUGGAGUUAACUUCACGCUAGCAUAUAUUUCAUAGUAGAAAAAAUACUUUUUGUGUAUAAUAUACCAUCCACAAUUUUUUCACUCUACCAGCAAUAUGUUGCCUCUGUCUAGAUACAUGGAGACUAGUGGAAACAUACACUUUGCAGUUAAAUCUUCCUUUAUGCUUAGAAGAACAUUUUGGGGAAAACUUAUGUUAAUACUGGUAUGCAAUCAAUGGUUCUUUGUUUGGAUAAGAGAAUUUUAAACUUCAAGGUAGCUAUAUGUCAACAAUUUGAUCAGUGCAAUGUGCAUUCUCUUCCUGUAUUCUUUGUAAAACUUGAUGUUUUGAAUACAUAUAAUUAUGGUACUUUGCUGAGUUAUCUGUCUUUGUAUGUUCCUAAGCAGAUCUGAAUAAAAGAUACAGGCAAGAUGUAUAGUCUGAUCAUUAUCACAGAGAUAGAUGUUGCAUAUUAGCAUUAUUGCUGUCUUUAAUAUCAGUAUGUUGAUUUAUAUAGUGCUGUUGCCUUGGAGUAAAAAAAAGCCAUGGAAACCUAACUUGGAGUAUUUUUUAGAGAGAAAGAAAAUUGUAAAGUAUAAGAAUCAUAAUACAUAAAAAGGAAUAUUCUAUAUAUGGAAGAAAGCCACUUUGGCGGGACAUUAGUAGCUACAUAUACGAUUGCACUCUAACCAAUAGGCUUCAAGAGAAAAACAGAUCAGGCAUAUAGGUGGCGUCUAGACCAGAGCAUUGUUUAUCAAUCAUGGCAGCUUCCAGAUGUGUAAACUUCAGCUCCUAGAAUUCCACAGCCAGCAAGGCCAUUGCUGA
This is a messenger RNA of Crotalus tigris (Tiger rattlesnake), 1530 nucleotides long. It is a transcript of the gene LAMTOR3, whose product is annotated as late endosomal/lysosomal adaptor, MAPK and MTOR activator 3. The transcript is spliced from 7 exons. NCBI's taxonomy places the organism in Eukaryota, Metazoa, Chordata, Lepidosauria, Squamata, Viperidae. Bases 128 to 502 code for a protein of 124 amino acids. The record is from RefSeq and is a predicted model, not a curated record. Gene Ontology annotation, cellular component: Ragulator complex. Gene Ontology annotation, biological process: cellular response to amino acid stimulus; positive regulation of TOR signaling.